GCUCGAUCGCUAGAGGAUGGGUUAGCCGGCGUGGAAACGCUAAAUAAUUCCAGGGUUCGUGGUUGGUUGGGUAACUAGAUGACUGGCUUAAAAUCAAACGGAUUUUCUGUGCUUGAACUUGUCGAUUCAAGGGAUGCAUAUCAAUUUUAAUAUACCGCGGAAGUAUAUCCAGCGCAUCCGGCAGCAUUUCUUUUUCAGCAAAGAUGCGACAGCAAAUGUAAGCUGGUGAAUCCUCACGCGUAUCCCACGCUUUCCCCCAAAGGACCUCUUAGCAAAAGUAAGCUGCUACGAUGACCUUUUGAGCCAGCGUGAUUAUCUUGCUCCUGCCGAUACUCCAGAGGAUACACCUCUUUUUGAUCUUUAUCGCCUUUACGAACACCUUGAUCUCAAUCGCACCAUAGACAUACGCAACGAACUGGGAAGGUUCUGGUUCAAUAGGUGGUCGGUCUCAUCCAUCGCUGACCCAAAAGAUCAUUCAGAGCGUGAGCUGUUCUAGCCGCUAUCCCUGCGCUCAUGGUAACCUCGUUCAAUAAACGAGUAGAGAUUGGGAUACCUCGAUCGGCUGAUGCUAUUAUACUUCCUGAAGAGAUGGAGAUGUAUCUGAAUGCGCCCAAGAUAUACGGAACGGUUCCUGAGUGCCCGAAGAAGGUUGAGCCGCUGGAAGAAGUGUUGAAGAUGGCGAAGUGCUUGAAUCAUUUGAGGACCCAAGAGCAGGUAGGGAACUGCAAGAAAAGAGUAUUUUAUGUUGGCAGCCACAUAUCCACUUCAUAUAAGCCUACUGAGAGAGCAUUUUAUAUCUUGUACGUGCGUGAUAUGUGCACAAAUAUGUAUGUAAUCUUUUUGAUGAAACGAAUUACGAUGCUAGUUCUUUGAUAUAUAAGAGAUGGAUAGCUACAUCUAUGUGAGUGAUUUGCCUUUCAAUGUUCGAAACCUCCUUGUGCGAACGAAUGCUAUACCGAAGGGCAUUUGCAUACAUUUUCACUUCGACAUAGAACUAGUGGUUUGUUCCUACAGUAUGUGACUCUCUGACUAACUCAAGGGCCAUUACAUCUCCAAUACAACGGGCGUCUUCUGGUCUCUAAUAAUAUUCGCUCCUGGCGCAAUAGCCGCAUUGAUCAAUAUCGUCUCCCGUGGCUGAGGAAGACCCAACAACAUCCGAACCCAUGCCACAGUCAUCCAAAAGCUCAUUCGAAAUAUUGCAGACAGUCCGCUUCUAUGGAGGUAUAUCUCAUC
Messenger RNA from Blastomyces gilchristii SLH14081, 1233 nucleotides. RefSeq lists its product as uncharacterized. NCBI's taxonomy places the organism in Eukaryota, Fungi, Ascomycota, Eurotiomycetes, Onygenales, Ajellomycetaceae. The transcript has a single exon. Bases 514 to 873 code for a protein of 119 amino acids. The record is from RefSeq and is a predicted model, not a curated record.